UUGUCGAUGGCACUGUUCUGUCAAGUCAGUGCUGGUCAGCCAAUGACGCAUUGAGGGCAGACGGUGAUAGGAAAAAAAACAGACAAUUAUGGCGGAAGCUCUGAACAAAGUCCCUGACGUUGAAAUAGAUCCUGAAGGAAAGUUCAAAUACAUUUUAGUUAGGUUAAAAGUAAAAGAUGGAGACGCUUCGAAAGACAUUGUCAGAGGCACAAAAAGUGCCGAGUACCACAACCACAUAUUUGAGAAGGUGAAGCCUGCAAUGGAGGCUCUUGGCCUGGAGUGUUCAGUUCUUGGCGGAGGCAAGAUUGAGCACAACAACACGGACAAGAAGAUGCACGUCUUUGGAGAAUCAACCGCUUUUGGCAAGGCGGACCAUGCUGUGUCAGUGGAGAAGCUGAAAGCCGUAUUCAAAGACUACGACAUCACCUGGUCUGAUGACAAGAAAUAGGAUCGAACACUGCUGCCUGUAGUUUCAGAGGUUACUAGUGCACUGGCACUUCUUGCAGAUGAAGCCAUACGAACGGGCACAUAAUGUUGUGUAACCUGUUAGUACUGGUACAUGUGUAAAUACAGAACACAAUUUUCACAAAAGUAA
Engraulis encrasicolus (European anchovy) is the source of this 595-nucleotide messenger RNA. The record is from RefSeq and is a predicted model, not a curated record. NCBI's taxonomy places the organism in Eukaryota, Metazoa, Chordata, Actinopteri, Clupeiformes, Engraulidae. The coding region runs from base 89 to 448 and encodes 119 amino acids. Gene Ontology annotation, cellular component: cytosol. Gene Ontology annotation, molecular function: protein histidine phosphatase activity. The transcript has 3 exons. Gene Ontology annotation, biological process: peptidyl-histidine dephosphorylation.